Suillus fuscotomentosus is the source of this 919-nucleotide messenger RNA. RefSeq lists its product as uncharacterized. The annotation marks the transcript as partial. The transcript is spliced from 2 exons. The record is from RefSeq and is a predicted model, not a curated record. NCBI's taxonomy places the organism in Eukaryota, Fungi, Basidiomycota, Agaricomycetes, Boletales, Suillaceae.
AGAUUUGAUCUCGCAAAGGAUGCUUACAGAGCUACUAACCAUAAAGACGAAUAUACGCAAAUGACACUCUGGCUUGAAAGACGCAAGAAGAUGUUAUGGCACAAUAAUUUUGUCCAAUGGCGCCUUGCUGGCGAUCCUCCUCCACAAGACAGGUUACCGCCCGACAUGGACUAUUGUCGCUCGAUCAAGAUGACAAAACACCCAACUAUUAGACGUGUUCCAUUGGAUAGUGUAGUUCGCGACUAUGGCGCCACUUUUUUCACUGAAGCAUUAGCUCGUUAUGUCGUUCGCACAAAUCAACCUGGCCUUUCUCCAGCGCAACUUGAACAAGAAGCUUCCCAUGUCAUCCUUCCCUUCCAGACUGUUGCCGCAUUCCAUAGGGUCAAGUUCCACGCAAUCAAUGCUCACGGACAUCGUGAUUCAACCGUUACCGUGGAUUCAGUGCACUGUCAGCCACCACGAAAGGACAAAAGAAGGCAGAUAGUUCCUGCGCGCUUCGACACGGUUUUAGUUAACGAAGAUGGUGGUGGGACGACAGGUGUUGAUGGGUAUCGUGUUGCACAAGUGCGCAUCAUCUUCACGCUGACAAGCCAGGCUACAGCUGCCUUAUUUCACACACCUGGAAUUUUGCCUACCCACUUUGCAUAUGUGGAAUGGUUCACGCCAUUCGGGCAGCCUGAAGCAAACCAUGGUUUGUAUAAAAUUUCCCGCCUCAUUCGUAAUGGAGAGCGUCUGGCAAGCAUCAUUGACAUUUCUGAUAUUCGCAGGAGUGUACAUCUUAUUCCAAAAUUCGGCCCUGUAGCACCUCGUGAAUGGACCAGUAGUACCGUUCUGGAGCUUUGUUCUACCUUCUUCGUAAACUCGUUCAGCGACAGGCAUGCUUAUUUAACUAUUAUCUGACUAGUACUAGAAUCAACUA